AUGGCGGUGCCCAGCAUAGGCUCGGUUGUCACUUUCGCUGCCAGCUGUUGCGGCGCCGCGACAUGCUCUGCUGUGUGCAGUGCGUGCGGUAAAUGUGGCAACAGCGUCGCCACCCGCAUCGCCUACGCUCUCCUCCUCUUAGUCAACUCGAUUCUCUCGUGGAUCAUGCUCACGCCUUGGGCCAUCAAGAAACUCGAACACCUCACACUCGACUAUGUUAAAAUCGACUGUCCCACCGGCCAAUGUUAUGGUUGGCUAGCCAUGCACCGCAUCAAUUUCGCUCUCGGUCUCUUCCAUCUCAUCUUUGCCGGCCUGCUCUUCAACAUCACAUCCUCCAAGAACCCACGCGCUGCUCUACAAAACGGAUACUGGGGCCCUAAAGUCAUCGCAUGGCUGGCUCUCAUUGUUCUCUCGUUCCUCAUUCCUGAUGAAUUCUUUCAGGUCUGGGGCAAUUACAUCGCACUGUUUGCUGCUAUGCUAUUUCUCGUACUCGGCUUGAUUCUACUUGUCGACCUCGCGCACAACUGGGCUGAAUACUGCCUUGAGCAAAUCGAAAACACCGAAUCAAAGGUCUGGAGAACUGUCCUUAUCGGUUCAACUCUGGGCAUGUACGUUGCCUCCCUUGCUAUGACUAUUGUCAUGUACAUAUUCUUCGCCAAGGGUGGCUGUGCAAUGAACCAGGCUGCCAUUACCAUCAACCUUAUUUUCUGGCUCGUCACUUCGUUCAUCUCCGUCAAUCCGACAGUACAGGAGUAUAACCCCAAGGCUGGUCUCGCUCAAGCAGCGAUGGUGGCAGUGUACUGCACAUAUCUGACCAUGUCCGCUGUGUCUAUGGAACCCGAUGAUAGACAAUGCAACCCUCUGAUCCGGGCCCAGGGAACCCGGACAACAUCGAUCGUCAUAGGCGCAAUCGUUACGAUGCUUACCGUUGCUUAUACUACUACGCGCGCUGCCACUCAGAGUCUUGGCAUGGGGUCCAAUGGCGCGAUCCGGCUUCCCGAGGAUGAUGAGCACGAUCUCGUUACACAGCAGCCUGGCGCUCGCCGCGAGAUGCGUGCCGAGGCCCUGCGUCGCGCAGUUGAAGAAGGGAGUCUUCCAGCAGAUGCCCUCCUAUCUGACGACGAGAGCGAUGCCGGCAACAAGUCACCUGGCGAUGACGAGAGAACGCAGACGCAGUACAACUACAGCGUCUUUCACAUCAUCUUUUUCCUCGCUACUGCCUGGAUCGCUACGUUACUUGCGAUGAGCUUCGAUCAGUCGAAGCAGGAUGGCGAUUUUGCUCCUGUUGGACGCACCUACUUUGCGAGCUGGAUCAAGAUCGUCAGCGCUUGGGUUUGCUACGCUUUGUAUACCUGGACCCUUGUAGCCCCUGUCAUUCUGCCCGAUCGUUUCGAUUUUUCGUAG
Verticillium nonalfalfae is the source of this 1404-nucleotide messenger RNA. RefSeq lists its product as uncharacterized. The record is from RefSeq and is a predicted model, not a curated record. NCBI's taxonomy places the organism in Eukaryota, Fungi, Ascomycota, Sordariomycetes, Glomerellales, Plectosphaerellaceae. Gene Ontology annotation, cellular component: membrane. The transcript has 3 exons. The coding region runs from base 1 to 1404 and encodes 467 amino acids.